This is a messenger RNA of Penicillium taxi, 1266 nucleotides long. RefSeq names its product glutamate 5-kinase. Gene Ontology annotation, cellular component: cytosol; cytoplasm. The transcript is spliced from 5 exons. Lineage: Eukaryota; Fungi; Ascomycota; Eurotiomycetes; Eurotiales; Aspergillaceae. The coding region runs from base 1 to 1266 and encodes 421 amino acids. Gene Ontology annotation, molecular function: ATP binding; glutamate 5-kinase activity; RNA binding. The record is from RefSeq and is a predicted model, not a curated record.
AUGACGACUUCAGGGUUGACGAUUGUGAUAAAACUCGGAACGAGUUCAAUCGUUGACGAGAAGAGCCACGAACCUAUUCUCUCGAUAUUGACUUUGAUUGUCGAAACGGUAGCAAAAUUGCGCAAGGAUGGACACCGAGUUGUUCUCGUCUCAUCUGGCGCGGUGGGAGUAGGGCUGCGGAGGAUGGACGUCGACAAAAGACCAACAUAUCUGCCCCGGAUACAGGCACUUGCUGCCGUUGGCCAAUGUCGGCUGAUGAGUCUUUGGGAUAAUCUCUUCUCACACCUACGAGUUCCUGUGGCGCAAAUUCUCUUGACAAGAAAUGACAUUGCAGAUAAUACCCAAUAUGUCAACGCCCAAAAUACAUUCGAGCAGCUGUUCGACAUGGGAGUGGUGCCCAUUGUGAACGAGAAUGAUACCCUAGCAGUUUCUGAAAUCAAAUUCGGCGACAAUGAUACUCUCUCGGCUAUCACUGCAGCCGCAGUCAAAGCCGACUAUCUGUUUUUGAUGACCGACGUCGACUGCCUUUAUACCACCAACCCACGCAACGACCCAAAUGCCAAGCCCAUCGAGGUUGUCUCUGACAUAUCAACUCUCGAGGCUGAUGUCUCGUCCGCAGGGUCAUCCUUAGGAACCGGCGGCAUGAGCACAAAGAUCUCAGCAGCAAAGCUAGGAACCAGUGCCGGCGUGACCACAAUCAUCACCAAGAGCUCCAAACCCGGUAACGUCCACGAGAUUGUGAGCUACUUGCAACAAACCCAGGACAGUACAAUCGCUGGCGAUAUCCCUCUCCCUCCCCUCCACACUCGAUUCCUUCCAUCCGAUACCCCAAUUCAUUCGCGAACAUUUUGGUUGCUCCAUGGGCUCACGCCCCACGGUACCAUAUAUAUUGACCAUGGGGCGUAUAAUGCACUUCUCAACAAAGCCAGUCUCCUUCCGGCAGGUGUCGUUGCUGUUGAAGGCCACUUUGGGCAACAGGACGCAGUGCGCUUAGUUGUUGUGGAACGACCUUCUUCAGAUGCUCUGGAUGGAGAUUUUGCUCAUCACGCCCAGGAGCCGAAGGAGGUUGGCCGGGCUAUUGUAAACUACGGCAGCAUUGAAAUUGCCCAUAUCAAGGGUCAUCGAAGCAACCAGAUUGCAGCACUUCUUGGAUAUGCAGAUAGCGACUAUGUUGCGCUGCGUGACAACAUCUCUUUCCAUCCCGAGGACCGACACAGUCACCCGGCAACUCCCAUAACACCCGCAUUGGAGGAAUGGAAGUCUUGA